AUGGGGAUCCGAGAGUUUCCAGGCGGCGCGCCCCGGGGCAAGGGCAUCGCCACCGGCAUGCGGAGGUCCCCGGACGUCAGCCCGCGGAGGCUGUCGGACAUCAGCCCCCAGCUGCGCCAGCUCAAGUACCUGGCCGUGGACGAGGCUAUCAAGGAGGACCUGCGCUGGUCGCGCUCCGUGGAGGACCUGAGCGCGCCCGCGGGGCUCUCGUCCAUCGAGGAGCGCAUCCUGCGCAUCACCGGCUACUACGGCUACCAGCCCUGGGCAGCCCGCUGCACACGGGAGGAGCGUCCCCGGGACCCCCCGGGCCCGGCAGAGGUCCAGGCUCCGGCCGGGGUGGAGGCCGGUGGGAAGACGAGCCGGCCACGCUGGACUUGCUCACGGGCUCGGCUCAAGAAGACGUUGUGGGGCGUGGCCGUGGUGCUGUGCGUGUGCGCCUCCUGGGCGGGUUCCACGCAGCUUGCCAGACUCACCUUCAGGACAUUCGAUGCACCCUUCACGUUGACCUGGUUUGCCACCAACUGGAACUUUUUAUUCUUCCCGUUGUACUACGCGGGGCGUGUGUGCAAGUCCACGGAGAAGCAGUCUGUGAAGCAGAGAUACAGGGACUGCUGUGGACUGUUUGGAGAGAAUGGCUUGACUUUGAAGGUGUUUUUUACCAAGGCUGCCCCUUUCGGGGUUCUCUGGACUCUGACAAACUACCUGUACUUACAUGCAAUAAAGAAAAUAAACACUACGGACGUCUCCGUGUUGUUCUGCUGCAACAAAGCAUUUGUGUUCUUGCUCUCAUGGACCGUUCUCAGGGACAGGUUCAUGGGAGUGAGGAUUGUGGCCGCCAUCCUUGCCAUUGCCGGCAUCGUGAUGAUGACCUACGCCGACGGCUUCCACAGCCAUUCUGUCAUCGGCAUUGCCCUGGUGGUGGGCUCCGCCUCCAUGUCAGCCCUGUACAAGGUUCUGUUCAAGCUGCUGCUGGGCAGCGCCAAGUUCGGGGAGGCCGCGCUCUUCCUGUCCAUCCUGGCCGUGUUCAACGCUGUCUUUGUCACCUGUGUCCCCGUCGUCCUCUACUUCACCAAAGUGGAGCACUGGAGCUCCUUCGCCGACAUACCGUGGGGAAACCUUUGCGGGUUUUCCCUUCUCUUGUUGACAUUCAAUAUCGUAUUAAAUUUUGGGAUUGCUGUGACGUACCCAACGCUGAUGUCCCUCGGGAUCGUCCUCAGUGUGCCUGUAAAUGCGGUGGUGGACCACUACACCAGUGAGAUCGUCUUCAAUGGCGUGAGGGUCAUUGCCAUCGUGAUCAUCGGCCUGGGCUUCCUGCUGCUGCUGCUGCCGGAGGAGUGGGAUGUCUGGCUGAUCACGCUGCUCACGCGCCUCAAAGUGAGGAAGAAGGAGGAGACGGCAGAGAGCGGCGGGGACCUGAGCUCUGGCCCCCAGAGCAGGGGCAGAAGAGCUCGCCCGUCCUUUGCACGCUGAGGCUGUUCCUCUGGGACUCUGGGGGAUGCCCCCAUGGUAAGGAUUUGGAGGCCUGUUCCUGACAGAGGCCCCUCAGUUGGGUAAGGUGUACAUACCUGUACAGUUUUGGUAAUCUGCGGUAAAUUCUAUGGUAUUUAUUGGCAUGUCCAAUUUGCUUGCACUUUUCCAUAUCAGACCUUCCACUUAAGGGUUCCGAUGACAUACGGAAGAUGGAAGAACUCCUCAGCGCUUCUUCAAUGAAUGUAAAGUCAUUUCAGAUGAGCCUUACAUCGGUCGUCUGGAUGACAGGCAAGCUGGACAAGCCAGGGCACAUGUCCUGAAUCUUAACAACUGAAAAUGACAUUGUACACUGUGAUUAUUUUUCAGCUGUAGUAGGUCAUAUUUUGUUUUAUACCAGAGCUGUACUCUUAAUUUUAAGGAAUUUCAAUGAACCAAAAGAUAACUGUCAGUCUGAAUGGGUAACUG
Molecule: messenger RNA, 1935 nt
Organism: Dipodomys spectabilis (banner-tailed kangaroo rat)
Lineage: Eukaryota; Metazoa; Chordata; Mammalia; Rodentia; Heteromyidae
Gene: Slc35f3
Product: solute carrier family 35 member F3
Exons: 8
Coding region: 1-1470 (489 amino acids)
Biological process (GO): thiamine transport
Cellular component (GO): membrane
Source: RefSeq, a predicted model, not a curated record